Molecule: messenger RNA, 7128 nt
Organism: Diachasma alloeum
Lineage: Eukaryota; Metazoa; Arthropoda; Insecta; Hymenoptera; Braconidae
Gene: cnk
Exons: 5
Coding region: 101-5431 (1776 amino acids)
Molecular function (GO): protein binding
Source: RefSeq, a predicted model, not a curated record
GAAACAAUCUCGCCAACUGUACUUUACUAUUAUACUAAAUUGUUUCAACUUGGGGUCACCAUACAUUUCAUGUACUAUUUUUGAUCGUCGAGGACGGGUCAUGGCGUAUGUAAAUGUUGCGGAAUGGAAAACCGAUCAAGUGUGUGAAUGGUUAAAAGGUCUUGACAUCUCAGUUCUUCCCUACGUGCACAGUUUUACAAAUAACAAAGUAAACGGUCAGCAAUUAUUGAGUCUAAGGCCUGAGGAUUUGGAACAAUUGGGUGUCCUCAAAGUGGGGCAUCAGGAGAUAAUUCUUGAAGCUGUUGAGUACUUAAGAAACUUUCACUAUGAGCUUGAUCGCGAAAAUCUCCAAUUACUUGCACUACGGCUCUCUUGUCAAGCCCAUAGUUUACACAAUGAGCUAUCGAGGCAAACAGAUUCAAAGCCAGUAACAACACAAACAUUAUCCGAUGUGGUCGGUGUUGUUACAUCAGUUAAACCACUCGUGAGGUGGUUGGAUAAGCCACCUUUCAGUGGACAAUUAGAGUACGCUGACAAAAAAACACUAUUAUUAAAGUUGAGUAUUGAAAUGGCAACGUGUGCACAGAGAGACAGAUUUGCGGAGAAGCCAAUUGAGGAAAUAAGAACAACUUGUGGCCAAUUGGCUCAAUUGGCUGAUUAUAUUAUUCAGGAUAUUUCUGAUCCCAUGAUUCUCCAACCUGCGAGUUUGGAUCUAGCGACGUUGAAAAAAAAACCUGGUGAUGAUCUGGGAUUCUAUAUACUUCCAUCGUUUCAUGGAACUCAUCAGAUUGCUGAAAUUAAGUUCAGCUCAGUAGCACAUCAGUGCGGAAAGAUGGAGGAGGGAGAUGAAAUUGUACAGGUUAAUUAUCAAACGGUCGUAGCAUGGGAGAGGAAAAAUGUCCUCGAAUUGUUCAACGAGAGUCCGGCUGAAGUAUUAUUAACACUCAAACGUCGUCCACGGCAUACUAAGGUUUACGGGCAGAUUUACAUAAAGCCGUACAGGUUACCGAGUAACAAAAAAACACCGUAUGCUACGAGAUGGCAACAUAAUUUACCAUCACCUAGGCCUGAGUUAUUAACAAUACCAGAUUUUACAAUUCCACUCCCAAGGCACGCCCCAAAGGAUCCAAAUCCAGCGCCUAUCAGUACAAUCAGCACUGUCAGUAUGCUAGAUACGAUGGGGACCGAUAGUAGUGACUCUGAUUGUGAAGUCGAACCACCACUUUCAAGCCGUUUGUACCCAUCAAAACCUAGAGCCUUAGUACAACGUCGUGCCACAAUAACUGGUGCAAGUCCUACCACCAAACAUACAAUAGAUAUAGAACAAUUUUGGAAAGAAUUGAAGCAAGAACACAGUACAACGUUUCAGUUGAGAGAUAAGGCUGCAUCCUGCGCCCACGGAUUAGAUACAGUACCCACGAAUCUGCGACCACAGACGUGCUUGGGCAUUGAACAAUCAAAGCGUAAAAAACGAAUUCAAGAAGAUAAAAAAAGUGAGAACGGUAUAACGUCAAAAAAUAACACAAAUCAUAACAAAAUUGAGAGUGCCAGUGAGAAUAAUUUAUCAAAAAGUGACGGAGAUGAGUAUGCUAUUAAUACGAUAAUCGGAAAAACGAAUAACACUUGUGAUUCUUUAGUAUUUUCAACCGGAAAAUACGGUCUGCCUAACACUUGCACUGCUGAUGAUAUCGACACAAUUUACCCCUCCGAAAGUGAGAACUAUUGUCGUAAUGACCAAGGAAAAUUGGACAAAAGUCACAGUACUCCUCCGUAUGAUGAAAUAGAAAUAACUCCUGUGAAGAUAAAUUCUGGUGAUCCUGGAAAUUCAUUAAAAGAUCAUCCAAACUGUACGAAGAGAAUUGAUGUGUUGAAGACUGAUAUUAACGUAAGGGAGGAUAAUUUAGAAAUUAAUAAAACGUUCGAGAUGAUGGAGGUUGUUAGGUUGGAGGGUCAUGUCGCACAGAAGAUUAAUUCUAUAGAGGAAAGAGUUCGAGAGAGUAAUACCACCGACCUAAGGACGAAUCUGAAAGUGUCUGAUGUAAAAGAUUUAUAUGAAAAUAAUGCAUGUAAGGAUUUAAAGAAAGAACAAAGGAAAUCUGAAAUCAUCAUCAACGAUCGAGAAGAGUCAUUAGUCACGAACAUGAUAAUUCCGUCAGAGACACAAAAAAACGCGAAUUAUUUAUCAAAUUAUGGAAGUAGCCAAGGGAAAUCUGAAUCAAGGUACAUGGAUAGAAUUCAUAGUAAUAGGAGUAAAGCUGAAGCAUUGUUGGAUAAAUUUGAUCAGACAAGUCUGCCAAUAACUGAAAAUAGUGAAAUUUUAGAUAUUAACGCGGAAGAGAUUUCGAUGGCAUCAAUGAAUAUUUCAAAAAAAAAUUAUGUUACGUCAGAAUCAAAAGAAAAUUUGAGCCCAAAAUCAACAAAGUUACCGUCAGUUAUCUUCAAACGUGAUACCACAACAGGAGAAAAUGAGGAAUGUGAACCGAUGUCUCGUCAAGUUAUAGAAUGUAAAGAGUGUACUAAAAGACCUGAAAUAAACGUGCGUUCUACGCCACCGGAACCCCCGCCUCGUAGAUACUUCACGAAACUAUCACCUCUGAAUCUAGAUGCUAACGUCAUUCCACCUGAGCCACCAGAGAGGCCAAAAGUUACUUUAAAUCGUUCGAAUUCAAAAAGAGAACUUCAUCGCAUUGAAAAUCGUUCAAAUUGUGAAUUAAUAGUCCCAUCAAAUCAGCGAGAAUUUUUCGAGGGGCAUCACGAUUUCGUAGAAAAGUCCACAGACUUCAUAGACGAAACGAGCAGUGCAAUCCGUGAUCGAAGAGCCUUAAUUGGUCACUUCGAUUACGUAGAAUCCUACGAGAGCCAGAUAAAGGGAGAUAAACCAAUCGCAGAAAAAUACGAGUUAUUUACUGAGAAAUUUGGCAACGGAAAUGCUUUGAUAGUUCAAAGCCAACCGGAAAUUGUUGUACGUACUGCGGACUCACCGGACGCAGCUAAAUAUUCGACACAAGCAUCAGAGUUGAAAACACGAACAUUGGAGAAAGAUAAACAUGGUGAAAAAGGUGUUGUUAAUAGAGCUAUGAUGGUGGCGAGGAGUAUUGGACUUCACAGUGCAUCAAAACUAUCAUCGAAUAGUCCUAGGAGUAGUAGAAAGCGAAACAUUUUGUUGGCAAAAAGACGAAAUGUUUCCGUUAAAGAUAUUGGUGCUGGAGAAUUGGAGGGCUGGUUGACAUACCGAAGCAGAGGUGCAGGAGGGGCUUGGGCGAGGUCAUGGUUUGUGCUCAAAGGAUCGUCUCUCUACAGAUUUGAAAACCCUGAAAGUCUUAAAUCAGAUUGUUUGAUUGUUCUACCAGGUUUCACAGCUUCUCAAGCUCCAGAAGUUAAAUCUCGAAAGUUUGCAUUUAAAGUUUAUCACACUGGAACAGUAUUUUAUUUCGCCGCUGAUGCAGAAGACUCUUUAAGUCUUUGGUUGGAUUCUAUCAAUAAAGCUACACUGGGGGCUGAUAGUUAUAACAGAACUAGUGGACUAUUUAGUGAAACGGAUGACAGUGAUAGUGAAUCUAAAGGAAAACUAAAAAAUACCGGAUCAGAGUUAAAACCGAGUACUGAUAAAGCUUCGUCAUUCGGCUCUUUAAAGAAAAUUGGAAGGAAGAAUUCGGGUGCGAAGGAUCAUGAAAUUGGAGGGGCUAGCUUGGAUAGAAAAUAUCUCAGAUUUUUAGGCGCACGAACUCAAGAUAUUCCUGUGCCCACAGCACAAUUCAGGAGUUAUAGAAGAGUUCUACCGUUGACGACACCUAAUCAAAAACCGGAGUCAACAUUAACUUCCCCGGAUCUGCGGAUUAUUGUAGCUGGGAGUACGUUUUAUGCGUUGACGUCUUCACAUAGCUCUACGGAUGUACCAACCACUAGUAGAGACAUGGAGGAUUAUCGUCAGACAACCGACAGAUCCCAACCGAGCCGCUGUCGCCGAUCCGAAGAUUUGCGUGGCUUCGUAACUCUUGAGGAUUUUAUGCUCUCUCAUCAACAGUACGCUCAUCAACGGUCAAUGAACACCUCAUCUACAUCGCCUCGAAAAACCCCCCUAACAAGCGAACACGUUCAACUUCAAUACCGCCAGCAUGAUGACAACCACACACACUUCAACCCGGAUAUCUUGACCAACGGAAUGAUCUAUGGUCACCCACGAAAUGGCGAAGAUUUAUCACCUUUCAACAAAGGAACUUGCAGUUAUGCCAGAAAUCCAAGUGAAACUUCAAAGCCAGACAAGCCGGAGUCAAUUAAUAACCAGAAAUUUCAGCCAAUAAACAAACGUCCUUCUCCAGUUCCAAAAGAAACGUGUGAUCGGAUCUGUAUUUACGAAAAAAGACAACAAGAAGCAAUUCUUCAUCAUCCCCUGAAAACGGAUGCUCUACAUUGGCAGAAUGUCUGUAACGAAAUGAAACGGAUCAAUUCACCACUUGAUGGGAGAUCUACUCAUAAUUCUCCUAAUAUCACUACACACAUGACGAAAAUUGAUCCCAGGAACGAAUCACUUCAACUGAUGAAUGUAAAGGACGGUAGAAAUCGUGAAUUCCAUAGGGAAGACGUUUUUCAGUCUGUAUCGCGGAAAUCUGUCAGAGAAAAUGGCUACUCGGGGUCAAGUGGAGACUUGACCUGUUGCACAUCCUCGGACACUCUCCGAAGAGCUCGAAAUGAAGCUGCAGUCAGUAGAAAGGGGAGUUUUAACCUGAAUGAUCGAUGCAGAGAUGAUAAAAGGUGGAUGGACUCAUUAAGACGGUCAGAUAAAAAAAUAAGUGCUGGGCAGAAGGCGAGACUGAAGAGUGUAGCUCAGUACCAACCGCCACCUAUUCAUUCAUCUCCGUUUGAACAGGAUGGGAUGAGAGCUGCCUUCGAAAUGCAUUUAGAUAAAGAGCACGCUCAGAAAACGAAUAGAUUGAAGAAUUUUUUUGGGGUUAAGAGUCCACAGAAGCCUAGUAGUUUAGAUCUCCCUAAAGAACAACAAAAAACACUUCUGGGUUCUCCCAGGCUACAUAGGGCAUUGUUCAAAGACAAAAGCUCUAGUCAAAAGAGAUCCGGGAGUCAAAGCCCUGGAGACAGUGGUAUUAGUCAAUCCUUGAGUUCGUACAGUGGAAUGAGUCAGUCUCAUACAUUGAGUCAGAGUUUUAGUUCUGUCAGUUCAACCAGUGAUUGGAGUCCAGAAACUCCAUCGAUGAAUGCUGACAAGAAUAUUGUCAUACAUGGAAAUAAGAGGAUCAAUACCAGCCAUUUAAUAUAUCCGCCGACACUUCCAUAUAUACCGCCACCCAGUUCUCCACCUCCCGAUGACUAUCCUGGCUUAGAGUAUCCCCCUGUUUUUGAACCUGGGACUUACUCACUGUCGGAUACCUCCCUGCUUAGAGAAAGGUGUAGGAAAGAUCGAGAUAAGAGUCAAUAGUGCUUGAAGUAUUCCUUCGGUUACCGAGAUAUCUGCGUAGUGAGGGAAAGAAUAUCUUUACAAUUUCAAAUAUAGAUUUUCAAGAGGUAUGAACUCUUCGAUAUUAUUAUUUUGGACAAUUUUUUAAUACUAUUAUCGGGGAUAAAUAAAGGUUUUGGCCCAAUGGCGAUGCUCAAGGCUUGAAUGUGUUGAUAUCGAUUCAAAAGAGGCCGAGUGAAAACAUCCAAGAGACACGCGACAGUUAUGUUGAUUACAAUAAUGUCUAAAAAUAGAGAAUUCCAAGAGUCCUUUUUGGAAACUGGGAAAAAGUACAACGAAAAUGGUUUCUCGAUAUUUUCUUCUGUAAUGGAUGAUUAACGGAUGCAUUCGACUUGCCUUAAACAUUUGAAUAAUUUGAACCGGCGAAAUUCAGUUUUUUUUCAUGUUCUUGGACAGAGAAAUAGGUCACAAAAUGAGGUUACAAUAGACAAUUGUAGCUGCAAAGGGUGUAAGAAGUGACAUAAAAGCUUGAGGUCUGGGGUAACGCGUCAAGAAAACAAGCUAAACUUUAACAAAUUUCCCGGCAAAAACAUGUGCCUACUUCUCAAUACGGGUUGUAAUACCGAUGUUGGAGAUUUCUUCUUCGUACACGAAUUGCAUAUGAAAACUAUAUAGAAUAUUCGUUGAUGAAAUGAAGUUCGUGGAGAAAGAAAAAGUUAUCAACGUUGAAAAUUCGAUCCUGGGAGGUAAAAUUCGCAGGAAAAUUUUACUUGGAUAAUUUUGUAACUUUUCAACAGAAUUAGAGAUUUUAUCAUAAAAAUCAGUGUUUAGAACCAUUUCAGAUAACUUUUGAAAAUCUAGUUGAACAUAUUGAGUAUGAACAUGAGUUGGAGAGCUAAAUUAGUAAUGAAAAACCGUCCAUUCUGUGCCUCUGCUGAUAUUAGUAGUUGAAAAAUAUCUAGUGUCAACUUUUGGUCAACAUUUCGCUAUUGAAGUUGGUCCGCAAAUUACAGAGAAAUUGUUGAUAGUUAUCAGUGGGAUUUUUUUUCUAUUAGUGCCCCUGAAUUUUGAUGCUUCCUUUCAAGCAAACAUUCGAGUAUUAUAGAAACUAUUGUAUCAUUAAAACAAAACAUAUCUUCUGCCAAUUUGAAUUGAUUGAAAACAAUAAUUAUUUUCUGUUGCAACAUGAAGUAAUAUGUCAUUGGAUUCCUCACAUAUGUCAAAUAUAUCUCCUUUCAACUCGUAGAUUAAUGUGCUAAAAGUUUUAAAAAAUGCUAUAUAAAUAUAUCGACCAAAAUUCACAACGACUUUAGAGUAAGAAACAGUAUUUCACACCUAUGUGAUAACCCGUUCAUGCUAAAGUGCCUAUGAUAGUUUUCAAACUAUACAUAUCCUGUAUUUAUAUGUUAAUUAAAAUUUUCGAACUCACGUUUUACAUAGUUAUCCAGUAAUUAAUCGACUUCGAACUACAGGGUGUCCCAUUUGAAAAAAUCCGGCCAAAUGUCUCCUAAGGCGGGCAAGUAACAAAAAAUGUUCGAUACAAAAAUUGUAGUGUUUUGAGGGGGUCAUUCGAUGCAUUUAUUAUUUUAAGCUAUCAAGCUCAUCUUUGCAAGUUGCAAGCACAAAGUGCUUUUUUUAUUAAUGGCAACCACAUUUUUCAGCCCACUGAAACUUGUUCAUCUUGAGGAGUUGUUUUCAGAUACGUCAUCAUUCAUGUA